This is a messenger RNA of Daktulosphaira vitifoliae (grape phylloxera), 1801 nucleotides long. Its product is annotated as facilitated trehalose transporter Tret1-like. The transcript has 5 exons. Gene Ontology annotation, molecular function: sugar transmembrane transporter activity. Lineage: Eukaryota; Metazoa; Arthropoda; Insecta; Hemiptera; Phylloxeridae. The record is from RefSeq and is a predicted model, not a curated record. Gene Ontology annotation, cellular component: membrane. Gene Ontology annotation, biological process: carbohydrate transport; transmembrane transport. The coding region runs from base 310 to 1761 and encodes 483 amino acids.
UAAUAAUCAUUCAUUUGUUUUAACUAUUUUGAAUGAAAAAUGUUACAUAGAUAUACUCUCAAAUUUUGCUUUCAAGAUGACAUAAAGUAUUAAGUUUAGUUAAAUUUAUUCUCCAGUGAGAAUGAGAUCCAUUAAAGAUUUUUACCUUCAAAGUCUGGCUGCCAUUGUUGGUGAGAAUAAAGGAUGCAAAUAUUUCACUUUAUGUUAUCUAAAUAAAUUCCAUUACAACUAUUACUGUAUUGCUUAACAGCCUCCUUAGGUGCACUGGCUUUAGGUACUUGUAUAGGAUGGUCUUCUCCAGCAAUUAAAAUGCUGGAGGAAGGUCAGUUUCCAUCACCUUUUCCUGUGACAAGGUCCAAUACACAGACAUAUGGAUCAGUAUUUGGAAUUGGCGCAGCUUUUGGCGCUCUACCCGCUGGGACUGUAGCAAAAAUAUUUGGUCGUUGUAAGAGCAUGGUCAUUUUCGAGUUAUUUAUGUGUUUAGGUUGGCUAUUCCUGACCAUACCGAGAGCCGUAUGGAUGUUGAUUGUUGGACGAAUACUCCAAGGCAUAGGAGUAGGUGCUUUGUGCGCCGUCAUACCUUCCUACGUUGGUGAAAUUUCCCAGGCCAGCGUCAGAGGUAACCUUCAAUCAACAUUUAUCUACAUUUUAGCUAUAAGCACACCAUGCUUAUUUAGCAUUGUUUAUUUGAUCUCAUUAUAUUAUAAUAUUUUUAGACAUAUUCUUUUUAACAUUUUAUCUUUAACUAUUAUAUUAAAGCUAUUCAUAUCUUUAGCUAUUAUAAACCCAUCAUUUCGUCAUUUUACUAGAGGAUUGGGCUCCAUGUUUCAAGGAUUAACUGUGGUUGGUAUUAUGUUCGCCUACGUAGCUGGUGCCUUUUUGCCUUAUGUAUUCUUUAAUGCCGCUUGUUGUGUCUGGGCAGUAAGCCACAUUGUAGGAGUUUUACUCAUUCCGGAAUCUCCGUAUUAUUUCCUCAGCAAGAACAUGGACGAUAAAGCAGCUCUUGCGCUAAAAAAAUUACGAGGAACAAACGCUGACACCACUCAAGAACUGGCCGAAAUAAAAAAAGCCAGUGAGGAACAAACUAGAUCGGAAAAAAUGUCAUUUUUUGAAGUCAUGUCGAGUAAAGUGAACAGGAGGGCUUUGUACAUCGGUGUUGGCUGUAUGUUUUUCCAACAAGCCAGUGGUAUCAAUGUGGUAGUUUUUUAUAUGACCGGUAUUUUUGAGGAUACCGGCAGUAACAUCAAUCCGAAAAAGGCUGCUAUUAUUGUUUCUGCAGUUCAGUUGCUUAUGACUUUUAUAACAAUGUUAGUGAUAGAUAAGGCUGGUCGUCGGAAACUAUUGAUAUUUUCAGGUGUCAUGAUGGGAAUCAGUCACAUAAUUUUGGCCCACUAUUAUUUUCACUACGAACGAAACCCUUUACUAUCAGAGUCAAUAGCUUGGAUACCGUUGGUGUCUAUUGCAAUGUUUAUUUCAGCUUUUGCUUUGGGAUUUGGUCCUAUACCCUGGGUAGUUAUGGGAGAAAUUUUUUCUAAUGAAGUCAAGCCAUAUGGUACCAGUAUUGCCACGGCCAUCAAUUGGCUGUUGGUGUUCUUGGUGACAUACUCAGCAGAGUAUUUGGCUAAGAUUGUGGGUAACGGUGGAACGUUUUUGAUUUUUGGUUUAUUUUGUUGGAUAGCUGCAGUAUUUUCUUUGGUACUAGUACCUGAAACUCAAAACCGCACUCUUGCUGAAAUUCAAAAAGAACUGGCUGAAAAAUAAACUUUAUUUAUAAUUUUAUAUUUAAUUUUGUAAAAAUAGU